This is a messenger RNA of Stegodyphus dumicola, 3573 nucleotides long. RefSeq names its product insulinoma-associated protein 1b-like. Gene Ontology annotation, biological process: regulation of cell cycle process; neuron differentiation; negative regulation of transcription by RNA polymerase II. The record is from RefSeq and is a predicted model, not a curated record. Gene Ontology annotation, molecular function: RNA polymerase II cis-regulatory region sequence-specific DNA binding; DNA-binding transcription repressor activity, RNA polymerase II-specific. Gene Ontology annotation, cellular component: nucleus; transcription repressor complex. Lineage: Eukaryota; Metazoa; Arthropoda; Arachnida; Araneae; Eresidae.
AUUUUCAUCUCUGCUUGAACCAUCACGUGUGACUAAAACAGCAUGAUGUGAUUUUAUCCCAGGGACGUCCUGCCAUACUUUUUUCUAGUCUUUUUCUCUAGUCCUGUGAAUAAGUUAAUCUAGUCUCGUUGCAAUUUUUCUUUUUGAAUAGGUUCUAAAAUAUCAAAAAGAACAGAUACGGACAAAAUUGAACUCAAGUAUCAGAAUUUUUCAUUCGUUUAAGCAACGAUUUUCAUAUUGUAGAUUACAGGUUCAAUUUCUGAAAGAUUUCUUGAGAAAAUUUAUUUUAGUGAGGAAGAAAACUGCAUAUUUUCUACAAAAAGAAUUUUUGACGCAAUAUUUUAUAAGCUUGCUUUAUUAGAUUCAGAAUUAUUCUGACAUAUUACGUUACUAAAGAAAGAAACUAUCUAUACCGAAUGCAUUCAUUGCAUCUAAUGAGAUACAUGUAAAGACAAAGAAGUGAACUUGUGAAGUUUUUCUCAGAAAAAAAAAAAAAAAGGAAAAGUCAAUGGAGCCGUUUGGCAAAAACAACAGCCUGUGGUGCAUAAAAUUAGACCUUCUGUAUUUCAGAGAAACAAGGUACAAGCACGGUUAGAUAGGACCGACACAACUCCGACGCGUGGUCUCAAGACCAAAAAUUAUGCCUCGAGGUUUUCUAGUCAAGCGUUACAGUAAGACAUCACCACCAUUGUCAUCAUCAUCUACAAUUCCUGCUUCUCAACCCUGCUCAGCAUCACCAUCAUCCCUUCCUCAACCUUCAUCUGCCCAUUCGAGAGUGAGGAGAUACUCCGACGAAGAUAGAAGUGAUACGAGUUCAGACCACGAAUUUCUUGAUCCUUCGGAUGUCUUAAGGCAUCCUUUUUUCUGCCACCCUGGACCACCGCCUUUGAGAGCAACUGUCCCACAGAAAUCAUCAACUGCAGGUUCUGACGCAGAUUCACCUUCACCUCCCUUAGUUGGGUAUUCCAACGAUCUUUGUCAGGACGUUCCACUGGCACUGACGACAGAGAAAAUUAAUCAUUCUACCUCAAAUGGAAGAAUCACAAAUCACAUUUACCAUCCACUUCGCAAUUCCGUCCUUUAUUUACAACGUCGCGACGGCAGUUAUCCACCAUCAACUCCUCCUCCUUUGAAAUCCAAACUAACGGUCACGCAUUCUCAUUCUGCACCUGCAUCAACGAUUACCUCCAGUCAACAGCAACUGACGCCUCCAAAAGUCAAUUCUUGUCAGCCUCCCAAGAAACGACCAGCAGACAACAGUACUGUGGAGGCCAAGUGCAAGGCGGCCAAGAGAGCUAAAGUCGUAAGAAAGCUUAAUUUUGACGAGGACAAAAGUUCUCCAGUUUCAGGAACAUUUAUUAGAGACAUAGACGACGACGAAGUUAUGCUUGCAGCUUCUCAUCCGUCGGCCGUCAAGAGAGGGGAUAUUGAUCCCAGCCUCAAUGUUGUAGUAGUCACAGAAGAAGCCAGAGCGGAACUAGCCAAGAUUGAAAACAAAAUCGGAGAUUAUGUCUGCCAGCUCUGCAAAGAACAUUAUGAUGAUGCCUUUGGGCUGGCACAACAUCGUUGUUCACGAAUCGUGCACGUAGAAUAUCGCUGCCCUGAAUGCGACAAGGUUUUUAAUUGCCCAGCGAAUCUGGCGUCCCACCGAAGGUGGCACAAACCCCGGCCUCCAGCUGGAAUGAAAAAUUCUGCUUCGUCCAAUCCACCUAAGUUGAUACCCAACAAUGCUAAGAAUAUAAACAAAAGUGAUAUUAAAGGAUCAUCGAAUGAUGGAAUCAGCAGUAUUGGAAACAAAACCCGUGAUAGUUUCACUACAGACCCUAGUGAUACAGAGAGUGUCAGAAACACGCCUUCCCCUGAAAUAUCUUCGAACAACAAGUUCUCCACAUCCAGCGAAGAGAAAGACUUUGAAUGUCAUUUGUGCAGCAAGAAGUUUAGUCAAUACUUUCACUUCAGAAAGCAUUUAUUGUCUCAUCUUACCACAAAUGCCAAUGGCCAGUUAGAAAAUGAAGUCAUCCAAACUGUAUUUUCGAAGAAUAUUUCGGAAAAGCGCACGGCACUUGCUCGUCUCAACGUCACUCCACCGCCUGAAAAUGAAAAAGUGGAGAAGGCUGGCUUUACUUGCACGAUAUGCGGGUUGCUUUUCCAAACAAAAACGGAAAUGGAACAGCAUACGUUCAAACAUGACGAACUCAAAGGAAUUCAGUGCAAAUAUUGCCCGAGUAUUUUUUACAGUUCUGCGGGACUGACUCGACAUAUCAAUAAACAUCAUCCCAGUGAAAACCGUCAAGUUCUUCUCCUACAGGUACCUACUGUCCGUCCGCUUUCCACGUAAAGUUUUGGAAGCUUCAUUUGCAAUGUUCCCCUGUUCUGAUGAUAUUACCAAGUGAGAUAUGGAAGUAUAAACUUUAGUCAUUUUCAAAAAAUUAUAAGUGAAUAUUCUAGUCUUUUUUGAUUUCCUGUAUUGUUAAUAUUUAUAAAUUUUUAUUCUUAAUAUGUGACUAACUACUAUCAGACCCGAAUGUGCAGUAUGUAAAGCAAGGAAAAAUUAAUAGUGUCAUUUUUUUCGACAGCUUGUAAUUAAUAAUACUGUCAUUUUCUCAAGAGAUUAUAACGGAUUAAUAUGAAUACAUUAGCUUAUAUAACUAUAAUUAUUUAAUUAAACAUGAUCUCGAACUUUUUCACGGGCAAGAAAUUUUUUUAUUUGGCUUUUGACAUGAAAUCAAAAUCGGAAUAUGAAAUAUCAAAUUAUAUUUAAAUUGGAUAAAUUUUAAGUCAUACCCUCGCUAACGACUUUUUGUUCCAUUAAUAUUAAUUUUAAUAAUGAUUACAUCAAAGAGAUCUUUGUUACAGAAAAAAGAUACAGAUUUGUUACAGAUUUUGUUAUAAAAAUGCUUUGAAUAUAAGAUUAUAUAGGCUUCGAUAAUGCGUUUACAUAAUGCAACUUGCAAGUGAACAGCACCGCUAAGUGAUUAUUUCAUAUAGCAUACAUUAAAAAUAUAAUUUCUCUUAAAAUUUAAAUAGUAAUUAAAUAGUUAAAUUGUUUAAAAUUGAAUACUUAUUAUGUCACCUCUUAUUUAAAAAUGCUACAGUAAUACAUCAUAACUUAUAAAAGGAUUCUGCCCCAAUGCUUUCAAAUAUUUCAGAAGUAUUAUAUUGACUUUCAUCUUUUAUUUACUUUAAAAUAAAUUAGUAAUAAUAUUUUCUUUUUAAUUCAUUUUUGAAUUAAAAUUGUAUAAAAUAAUUUUUUGCUAAGAUAUUAAAGGGCUGAUAGUAGAGUUACACUUAUAUUGCUGUGCAUAUUUAGUAUUAUGAUUUCCAUUCAUUACUAGUCAUGAUUGCAUUUUGUAAUUCAUGUAAAUAUUUCUCCUUGCAUAGCGUAGCUCAGCAGCGUCAAAAUAUUUACUAUUCACUUCAUUGAAAUUAAUGGGAAAUCUUACUUUUGAUAUUUAUAUUUAAAUAAAAUGUUUUUGGUUUAAUAAUUUUUCCGAAGACAACUUUCAAACUGUACCAGCCUCUCAUUUUAUAUUUACUAAAAGCUACUGGAAAGAAAUACAAAUUAUAACAGUA